AUGGAUUAUACAGAGGAGAACUCGUACAUGCGCAAAUCGCAGAUACGGCCUCCUAGUCGCAUACCAUCGUCACCCGGGAAAGGCCUCAGCGAAAUCACGGAAUCGGAAGGCAACAUGAGAUCGAAACCCGCGUCAAAACUACCCCCUCCCACCUCUUUUAAGCACAGAAUAGGCCCAUGCUAUGCUGAGCCGGAUCCCAAGCAGCGCAAAACAUUGGCAGAAAGAGCAGGAGAACCUCGGUCUCUGCCGGCUCCCACACCCAGCUCGAGGCCUGUUAUCAAGGGGACAUCCCUUCUUACCGCAGGAAAGGGAAUAACUUCAACAAAUCCGUCCUUUAGCAAUUUUCGAAACAAUGCCUCCUCAACUACAUCAUCACGAACCCCAUCGGUAUCAUCGAGAAACACAUCAAAUAGCAGCUUCUCAAGUAGCAUAGGCCCAGGCCAAUCGCGACCCAACUCCAUGUAUUCUAGCCGACCUCAAACGUCAAUGGCAUUCAGUCAGUCUACAUCAUCUCGGCCAAGGACUGCGCUGCCCAAACCUCGUCCAGCAACAUCCAUGGCGAACCACUUGGAAGAAGAAGAAGCGGAAGCGGAAGACCAAGGGAAACAAAAUGGUAUGCAACCAUUGUCGCCCAUUUCAUCUGUUCAGUUAUUCCAAAAUUCUACAAAGCUGCAAAACAGAAAGCUGCAAAACAGAAAGCUACGAGAUCAACAAUCAACCCCCUCAGUGAGAUCUCCACGUCAUAUCAACAAACGCAGAGAUGUAUCCGUUAGUACGGCAAUGCAGCAGCUAAGUCUUGAUCAAAUUGACUACGACGAUGAGAAUGAAGAGCAUCAAGCGAUUUCUACGACUGUCAACUCGCAGACAAGUGUACAAUCUCAAAAGCAUUACACGAACGAUGACUCGGGGGAUCUUUGGACACACAACUCUGAAAAAGCUCUUGUGCUGUUCAUGGAGUCUGCAAACAGCUUAGUCGGCCCUAAGACUCCCUCUAAGAUUCCCCUACGUCGUCGUCCGGAUAUUACUCCUACUCCCACCACUCCUUUCAGAUUUUCUAAACCUUCAGGCAAGAAAAAGCAAUUCUUGACAAAAGAUUCUAACGUUACUGGGUUUUUAGGGUUCGAUAUUGACAACCGUCUCGAGAAAAUGGAAGCCAUGUACUCUGACCUAAUAGACAAGGUGAACCUUAGCAGUUUAGAACGUAACGGCCUAGAAGAAGCUGUGACCGUGUUCAAGGCAAGAACUGCGGACCUCGAGAACAUACAUUCUCAACUAUCAGUAUCUAAUAAGUUGCUUCACUCUGAACUUGAUGAGAUGCGUGAGAAAUCCGUGAUACUCCACCAAAAGCUAUUAGCGGCAACUACCAGUCUGGAUGACCAGAUGAGGGCGCACCACAUUGAAAUGGAUGAUACUAAGCGAGAAUACCGUAAUGAAGUCGAUAAACUACGUCGAGAUCAUACUGAUGAGAUUGAUCGUCUUCUGCGACUUCACCGAGAUGAAAUUCACGAGCUGGAACGCCGAACUGUUCUAGAACUAGACAGCAAGAUUCGAGAGCUUGAGCGGGCGAACAAUGAUAAACUACAAGAAGAGCGGACUCGCAGGUUACUUGAAGUUCAGGAACUCGAGGGCGAGAUUUCGAAGGGGCAUCAAAAUCUAGACUUAACGCUUCAAGGCAAGGACCGUGAAAUCAAUAUUUUGCGGGGCGAGCUCAAAGACAUCAAAGGCGAGUUAUCUCGGCAGCAGGAAAAAAAUUUGGAUUCGAUGAAGGAUUUCGCGGAACUCCGAGAGACGAUGCAGAGGACGGACGUAGAAACUUCGUCUACAAUUCAGAGCUUGGAGAGUACUGUUGCUAGUCUUCGCGCCCGGAUACACUUUCUUGAAUCUGGAAGCAAGGCUCAGUCCGACAGCUUUGCUGAUAUGGAGGCCAGGUUACAGGAAGCCGUUAAGUCUGCCGAAGAGUCUAAGAAGAAGCUGAUCAAAGAGGAAACCCUUCGUCGAAUUCUCUUCAACCAGGUCCAGGAACUCAAAGGGAAUAUCCGUGUCAUGUGCAGAGUCCGACCGUUACCGGACAAUGCGGAUGACGAGGCUGCUCAAGUCAAAUAUCCCGAUAUCGAAAGGGAGGCGAAAGAACUCGAGAUCCUCGGAAAGGAGGAGAAGAGUAGUUUGGGGAAUAUUAGCAGAAAAACCCACUCCUUUACUUUUGAUCGAGUAUUUGGACCCGACAGCCAAAAUCAAGAAGUAUUCGAGGAGAUCUCCCAACUGGUGCAAAGCGCCCUUGAUGGAUAUAAUGUCUGCAUAUUCUGCUAUGGCCAAACUGGGUCUGGCAAGACUCAUACAAUGUCGUCCGAGGAUGGUAUGAUCCCCCGCGCCACGCAUCAAAUCUAUGAGACUGCAACCAACCUCCAAGAAAAAGGUUGGACAUACACUAUGGAAGGCAGCUUCGUGGAGGUUUACAAUGAAGAAAUUCAUGAUCUUCUAGGAAACCCUAAAGAGUUUGACAAGAAAAAGCACGAGAUACGGCAUGACGACCAGAAAAAACAGACAACCUUGACUGGGUUGAGGACCGUGACUUUAACAUCACCGGAGACCGUGGGGUCCAUCUUAAAGCAGGCGGCUGCCAACCGAAGUGUUGCCGCAACAAAGUCCAACGAGCGUUCAUCGCGGUCACAUUCUGUCUUCAUCCUCAAGCUUGUUGGAAGAAAUAGCGCCACUAAUGAGACAUCUGAAGGCACCCUUAAUUUAGUCGAUCUGGCUGGAUCUGAGAGAUUAAAGCAGUCUGGUGCUGAAGGCGACAGAAUGAAGGAAACUCAGAAUAUCAAUAAGAGUUUGAGCUGCCUUGGUGAUGUCAUUGGGGCUUUAGGACAAGGAAAAGAAGGCACUCAUAUACCUUAUCGAAACUCGAAGUUAACCUAUUUGUUGCAAUACUCGCUGGGAGGCAACUCGAAGACACUCAUGUUCGUAAUGGCAAGUCCUCUAGAGGCUCAUUUAAGCGAGACAUUGACAAGUUUGAAAUUUGCUACAAAGGUCCAUAAUACCCAUAUUGGUACUGCGAAGAAAUCGAUCAAGGUCCGCGAAAGGGCCAGUGAAUAG
Venustampulla echinocandica is the source of this 3090-nucleotide messenger RNA. RefSeq names its product putative carboxy-terminal kinesin 2. Gene Ontology annotation, molecular function: microtubule binding; microtubule motor activity; ATP binding. Lineage: Eukaryota; Fungi; Ascomycota; Leotiomycetes; Helotiales; Pleuroascaceae. The transcript is spliced from 7 exons. The record is from RefSeq and is a predicted model, not a curated record. The coding region runs from base 1 to 3090 and encodes 1029 amino acids. Gene Ontology annotation, biological process: microtubule-based movement.